Lolium perenne is the source of this 1082-nucleotide messenger RNA. RefSeq lists its product as uncharacterized. NCBI's taxonomy places the organism in Eukaryota, Viridiplantae, Streptophyta, Magnoliopsida, Poales, Poaceae. Gene Ontology annotation, molecular function: microtubule binding; protein kinase activator activity. The record is from RefSeq and is a predicted model, not a curated record. Gene Ontology annotation, biological process: activation of protein kinase activity; regulation of mitotic spindle organization; mitotic spindle assembly. Gene Ontology annotation, cellular component: spindle; nuclear microtubule.
GCAUGCGUGGUGCUAGAUAGCUCUAUAAAUUGGUGCAACUAUUGGUUGCUCAAUCCAUCGAUCAUUCGCGCUUGCAUUUCAUCGUCUUAGAGAGUUCAUCUUCCCAUGGCUAGAGAGAUGGAGAAGACAAGGAAGGUCACCUCCCCUAAGAUCACUUCAACUAGUUCAGGUCCGAAGAGCCCGCCAAGGAACGGAGGGUCUCCACCUCAUAAGAAGAACAUCACCGAGAGCUCUUCUACUGGUUCAGGUCCGAAGAGCCCACCAAGGAACAGAGGGUCUCCACCUCAUAAGAAGAACAUAACCGAGCCACGAAGCAAAAAUGAGCAGCAGAGCUUCCGUAAGGGAGGCCCAGACUCGGCAACUCACGAUGAGAGCAGACGUCAUUCUCCAACUUCAGAAACCUCACCCAAGAAAUCGACAAAACACGAGCAACCGCUGAGCUAUUGCAGGCUUCACACCGAGGAACGAGCCAUAAGGCGAGCUGGUUACAAUUACCAGGUUGCAAGCAAGAUAAAUACCAUGGAAAUUAUUCGUAGAUUUGAGGACAAGUUAUCGCAGGUGAUGGAGGAGCGUGAGAUCAAGAUGAUGCGGAAGGAGAUGGUUCCGAAGGCCCAGCUUAUGCCAGCGUUUGACAAGCCAUUCCACCCACAGAGGUCGAGGAGGCCCCUUACCGUCCCCAAGGAGCCGAGCUUCCUGAGGCUGAAAUGCUGCAUCGGCGGAGAGUUCCAUCGCCAUUUCUGCUUCAACGGCAGCGGCGGUGCAAAGGCCAUCCAUUGAUACAACAUCGAUUAUGAUGUGUAUUUUUGCCGCUCUCGGUUAUUAUUACUGCCGUGCCAUUCAUGCGUAGUAGUGUUUCAACUCUUGCUUUGCUGCCAAUCGUUUUCACGUAGCUAGUAACGCUUUCUCUUUCUUCUUUUUCGCCCCUCUCUUCUUUUCUCGAUUUCUCUCUUCUUCUUCUUUGAAUUGCACCACUCAAAAGGUUAGGAGAUAAAGAAUGGCUCGCUCAUCAGGAUGUAUGCUGGCUUUACAUGCAUGUAUCUAGAUCUGGUGGUAAUAAUGAAGAAAAAGCUUGCGUUGUACUC